AUGAAUAGACUUUUUGGGUCUAAAAGCACUGCGCCGAAACCAUCGUUGAACGAUGCUGUAAAAAAUAUAGAUGACAGAGUUGGGAGUUUCGAUGUAAAAUUAUCCAAGAUAAACGCAGAAUUGUCUACUUAUCAACAAAAGAUAGCCAGGAUGAGAGAUGGGCCAGGUAAAUCUGCAUUGAAACAAAAAGCACUUAAAUUAUUGAGACAAAGAAAACAGGUGGAGGCUCAAAAAGAUCAAUUAGAAAACCAAUCGUGGAAUAUGACUCAAGCAGCAAUGACUACAGACAACUUGCAGAAUACAAUGAUAACAGUUGAUGCCAUGAAGGCGGCUAAUAAACAACUCAAGAAAACAUAUGGCAAAAUAGAUGUUGAUAAGAUUGAAGCAUUGCAGGAUGAAAUGCUUGACUUGAUUGACAAAUCAAACGAAUUACAAGAAUCAUUACUGACAAGCUAUGACGUUCCGGAUGAAAUAAGUGAAUCUGAAUUAGACGCUGAAUUAGAUGCGUUGGGCGAGGAAAUGGACUUUGAAAAUGAAAUGGCUGAAAGCGGCGUUGGCGUACCUAGUUAUUUGAACGACGGUGAACAAACAGGUAGUGAAAGCUUACCGACAUUUAUUGAUGAACCUACUGACGAAAACCCUACAAAAGUUGCCAUCUAG
Messenger RNA from Debaryomyces hansenii CBS767, 660 nucleotides. RefSeq names its product Cta1p (gene CTA1). The record is from RefSeq and is a predicted model, not a curated record. Lineage: Eukaryota; Fungi; Ascomycota; Pichiomycetes; Serinales; Debaryomycetaceae. Gene Ontology annotation, biological process: vesicle budding from membrane; late endosome to vacuole transport via multivesicular body sorting pathway. The transcript has a single exon. Gene Ontology annotation, cellular component: multivesicular body. The coding region runs from base 1 to 660 and encodes 219 amino acids.